Molecule: messenger RNA, 4609 nt
Organism: Argiope bruennichi
Lineage: Eukaryota; Metazoa; Arthropoda; Arachnida; Araneae; Araneidae
Product: eukaryotic translation initiation factor 4 gamma 3-like
Exons: 26
Coding region: 102-4250 (1382 amino acids)
Cellular component (GO): eukaryotic translation initiation factor 4F complex
Molecular function (GO): mRNA binding; translation initiation factor activity; protein binding
Source: RefSeq, a predicted model, not a curated record
UGAAAAACGAAUGCAGCAGAUGAUAAACUAUUGCUAUACUAAUAUUUCAGAAUAAAGUUUUAAAUAGGUUCUUUGUAGGUAACUUGGAGGAAAACAUAUAUAUGAAUUCAGGUCACGCCGAGUUUAGUCAAGGGUAUCAUCAAGGAUCCUAUGCGUACACCACACCAGCAUUAUCAUCAGUUGCAAGCAACUCUGGUCAUGAUAUUAAUAAACCAGUAGCUGCUGCCCAGCAAGCAAUGUAUUCUAGUGCUGGCAUGCCUGUGCCAUCACAGCAUCACCAAUCCAUGGGAGGACCAAUUGCAUCUCCCCAGCCUAUAAUUCAACAAGGGCAACAGAUGUCUAGAAACCCCACCAUCGCAAUGCCCACGGCUUAUUAUCAAAGAAACAACGUCCCUCCUCGAACAAUGCAGAGCAUGCCUCGAAAUCCUAUAGGUGCAGUUGUCAACCAGCCUGGUCAACAACCGUCUUCUCAAUAUGCGCCAAUGCCAAUUAUGGUUCCGAUACAACAUAAUUUUAAUUCGUUCCCGCCAACAUUGGUCAAUCAUCAAUUUCCACAAAUGUACCAACAUAGAGCGUACAAUGCUCCUCAGUAUCCUGUUAAACCGAGUCAGCAAUACUUAUGGAAUUACAACACUCCACCACCUCAGAAUUCAAAUGGUUACUUUCCUUCUCAUGGGAUGUCCAGCUACCAGUCGAUGCCUCGUAAGUCUAUUCCUGCUCAGCCACAACAACAGCGCAGCAGGAAUAGUGAAAAGGCUAUUCCACUUAUUGAUCCAAAGACUGGAAAAAAUGUGUUAAGUGUUGAUAAAAAUGUGACAGAUAGUAAUUCUCUUCCAGACAAAGAAAGAGAAUCUGAAAAUUCAGACUCGAAUAUCUGUGUGCAAUUUGCAACACAAGUUGCUGCAGUUCUAAAUGACAGCCGUAGUGAUAUCACAUCAAAGCAACCUGAGUCUGUGAGGAUAGAUACCCUGUGUUCUCAUGAAAAUGAAGGAAUAAGAAUGCCAAUAACUCCUGUUGUUGAGCUUGUUGAUGAAAAUAUAAGUGAACUCCAAAACAUUGAAAAUUUAAGUGAAGUUGAAUUCACUGAAAAUACCAAUCUGAUAUGCAACGACGAAAUCGGAGGACCUUACUACAGAAAAGAUAUAGAUUCAAAUAGUAUUAUUGAAUCCGAGUCUGGUGCCACUAAAAAUGUAGACUUGGAAGCCAAGACUGAGGAUAGAGAACAAAAUGUUUUUGUGGUACCUGUGGAAUCAUCUAUAUCUGAUAAGGAAGAAUCAACAAAAACAGAAAAACUUAAUUCUCCUUCUAAUGUUGAAAAGGUCGUAGUAUUUAGUGAAAUUAAGAAAACAAACAAUGUUAAAUCAGUAAUAGAAUCAGACUGCUCUAAUAGUAUACAAGAAUCGGUACAACCAAUAGUUGCUUCUGUUAAAGAAGAACUUGUACAACCCAACAAUAGUGAAAUUCUGGAAUCUUCAUCAGCUGUUAGUACUAAAAUUCCUGAUAAAGUAUUAACGGAAGGAAAGAAAAACAAAACAAAGAAGAAAAAAGAUUGCAAUAAGCGAGGUGAAAGGAAAAAGGGUGAAGAAAUGGACGCACAUCUGGAUUCAAAAGAAGGUGCAACUGUAUUUCUGUUCUCACCUCCUCCAUCUGUUACAUUGGUAGCUUCAACAUUUGUUUCUACUCCUGUUUCUGAAAGAAAUUCAUCACUUGUACCUAUAAUGAACAGAAGAAUUUUGAAUGCUUUUCGACUGCCUGAGGAUACCACACCUCAAAAUGGCAUAUUGCCAAGUGAAUCGGCUAGUAAAACGUCCUUUGAAUCAUCAAAUGCAGGUAGCAAGGACAAGGAACCUCAUACUAUUGUUAAAAAGCAGCAAAAUAACAUAGUUUUAAAAUUCAGUUACAAAGAAGAUCAGUGGAGCCCGCUAAAUCCUGAAGGCAAGAAACAAUAUGAUCGGGAGUUUUUGUUGCAGCUGCAAUCUCAACCUAUGUCAUUAUGCAAACCUAGCAAUUUGCCAAAUUUAGAUGUGAUUAAAAACAAGGCCCAUAUACAAAAACUCACUGAAGUGAAUAGGGUACCUCCAACAGUUAUGAAUAAUCCAAUGCGGGCAUAUGAUCCUUUUAUGUCAGGAUUUGCACGGGGUGGACUUAUGCCUAGAAUGCCUCGUAAUCCUGGCAAACAACAGAAAAAAGGGAAAGGAAAGGCAAAAAAAGAUACGAGCGUUCCAAAUCAAAAAGUGGAAUUACACGAAUCCCAAAAUCCUUGGAAGCCAUUACAUAAAACUGAGGUACCACUUAAUGAAAAGGAUAAACUGAAAAGAAGUGUUAUAAGUGUAUUGAAUAAAUUGACACCUCAGAAGUUUGAAACUCUGCUUGCGCAACUUAAAGGCCUCAAUAUAUAUACAGAAGACAGACUAGCUUUUGUUAGCAAUUUAAUAUUUGAGAAUGCUAUAAAUGAAAGGAAGUUCAGUGCUGUUUAUGCUAAACUUUGUAAGCAUUUGGCUCUGAUUAAGGUGUCAGUAUCUGGAAUGUCUGAUGACAAUAUUAAUUUCUCCAAGUUAUUGCUUGAUAAAUGUCUAGAGGUGUUUGAACUAAGCAGAAGUGAUGAACUAAAAGAUGAAGAAAACAUGAAGACUUUAGAAUCAGCUGAUUCUCAUAAAAGAAAAGAAUUACAACUGGAAUAUGAAGAAAAGAAGAGAAAGAUUAAGAAUAAACGAUUAGGAAAUAUAAGGUUCAUUGGAGAACUAUUUAAACUGAAUAUGUUCACUGAGCCAAUUACGCAUGUAAUUAUUAAAAGGCUUCUAAAUCAAGAAAAUGAGCAAUCUUUAGAAUGUCUUUCUGAAUUUUUAAAAACGAUUGGUAAAGAACUGGAUGAUAAAGAAGCAACUAAAAAUUCUUGUGACAAGCAGUUGGAUAUCUAUUUAGCUCAAAUAGAAUUAAUUGUUGAAAAGCGUUUGACAAGUCUUAGAAUUAGAUUUAUGCUGCAAGAUGUUAUAGAUCUAAAAAAAAAUAACUGGGUGCCUAGAAGAAAGGAAAACAAUCCUAAAACUAUUGAUGAAAUUCGUAAAGAAGCAGAGUGCGAAGUUUGUGAACAGCAACAUCUUUAUAAUAAUAAGACUAAUUAUCCCAAGACAACAUCUGAGGAUAGGGACCGACAAAAAAAUAUUGAAUUAGGUGUCCACAUCUCAGAGAACAAUGAAGAUGAAUCGGAGAAGUCUAACUCCUUUAGAGAUAGUUUUCGUCACAAUAUUGAUUUUGAAGAAGCAAUAAAGACUGUCAUUGAGCUGUCUUCUCCAAAUACUGCACAUAGGUACAUUAAUGCUACUAUUAAUGACUUUCUUGAACGGUCUAGUGAAGCUAGAUAUUCUCUUGGCCAGUUAUUGUCUUCAUUUCUGAAAAAGAAAAUAAUUUCAUUUGACCAGUAUAAGAAAGGAUUUGCUGGUGUCCUAGAAAUUAUAGAUGAUUAUGCUCUGGAUAUUCCUUUAAUUUGGGAUUAUAUAGGAGAAAUCCUGGAACCAAUGGUAGAAGAUGUUGAAAGUCCUUUUAAAUUAUUAAAAGAAGUAUUAGAACCAUGCAUACCAUCUGAGAAGGCUGGUAUGCUGGUUUCAUCCAUACUUCACUGUGCUGCCAAGCGGAAGGGCACAAUAAAACUUGGAGAAGUCUGGAAAAAAUCCGGCGUGCAGUGGUCUGAUAUCAUUGGAACUGAUAGGAAUGUAGCUGAUUUUGUUAAAGAGCAUAAACUUGAAUUUACCGCGAGCCCAACAAUGGAUAGUCCUCAGACUCGGAUACCGAUGGAAGAAAUGAAAGAAAUGAAGAAGCAUUUGUUGUGUCUGUUAGAAAAAAAUUCUGAAUUAGAAGAAGUUUUCGAUUGGGUUACUGUGAAUAUAUCUAAUACUAGCAAUCCAAUCUUUAUCCGUGCCUUGGUAACAGCAGUCCAUGAAAGUUGUUUAUCAAGUUCCGGAACUACAUGGGAAUUAAAUACAAGCAAACUGACAUCAAGGAUGCCUCUCAUAUCACUUUAUGUAUCCACAAAUGAAAAAUUGCAACUGCAAGCUUUGUAUGCAAUACAAGCUCUUAUGAAUCAGUUAGGUCAACCUAGUUGUCUUCUGCAUCAAAUUUUCGAUAUUUUAUGCGCUGAUGAUGUUAUUAGUGAAGAAUCUUUUAGAGAAUGGGAGCAGAGUGAUGAUCCCAAUGAAGCGGAUGGCAAGAUUGUUGCUGUUCAUUCCGUGAAAACAUUUUUCACUUGGUUAUGAGAACCUGAAAAAGAAACUGAAGGACUGAACGCUGCGUGACUAUCACUGGACUACUUGCCAGUGACUGUGUAUAAAUACACAAUAAAAAAUUUAAAUGCUUUUCAUAGACUCAAAAAUGAAAUAUAAAAGAUGAAUGUUUGGAUCUCUUUUCAGAGUUAUUUUUGAAAAUGGUAUAUUGUUUGUGCAAUUAUUUGUGUAAACAGAGGAAAGAUCUGAUAAAAAUAUUCCUGCGUUGAUGAGUGAAUGGCAUUUGUAUGUGUUCGUUUUUGUAAGAAUGUGAGUUAGUUCACCUUUCUAUGAUUUAAAUGCCUGUAUAAUUUUUGGUAUUAAAUGGGAUGGUCUUUACAUCAUUUUUUUCU